Messenger RNA from Callithrix jacchus (white-tufted-ear marmoset), 7267 nucleotides. It is a transcript of the gene STS, whose product is annotated as steroid sulfatase. Gene Ontology annotation, molecular function: arylsulfatase activity. The record is from RefSeq and is a predicted model, not a curated record. NCBI's taxonomy places the organism in Eukaryota, Metazoa, Chordata, Mammalia, Primates, Cebidae.
UCUCGGGCUUUCGCCGCCGCAGCAGCUGCAGACUGGGAAUGCGGUGCGGGCGGGCGGGCGCGAUACGUUAACCCGCAUCAAUUCCUCCUCACGUCACACCCGGAAUCAGGCCAAGCUACUCAGCCAACGGCCGCGCAGAGCCGAGGCCCUCGUCUGGGGGCAAAUUCACUGCUUGAGUUUGGAUCAGGGACUUUAUGAAGCUGGAAAAUGGCUUGGAGGAGAAUAGUUGAGCCCAUCCUGAAUGUAUAAGAGCUCACUGCUGUUUAUCUUGUGCGGCUGUGGAUGACACAAUAGGAAGACUAUCAACUGGAUUCUGGGGCUCCAGGUCUCUUCCUUCUGCAUGUCUAAGAGGAGAACCCUUCUAUGGUGAGCGUUCGGCUGGGAUGCUUGUCCAAUGUGAUGGUGUGAAAAGCUGUUUGAGAUCCUUGAAGGAGACAUACAAAGUGUCUGAGUCUCCCAGUAAGGAACCCUCUCUGAAAGCCUUGUGAGAACUGGAAGAGCCCAAUGCCCUUAGUUUGACUCUGCUAAGAGCCCCUGAGUUGCUGAACCUGCACGUGGUCAUCUAAGUAAGUUAAGAUCUUCCUGAGGACAUUGCUGCAAGAUUGUCUUCAACUGUUCAUAAUGAAGAUGAAGAUCCCUUUCCUCCUACUGUUCUUUCUGUGGGAAGCUGAGAGCCAUGCAGCAUCAAGGCCGAACAUCAUCCUGGUGAUGGCUGACGACCUUGGCAUUGGAGAUCCUGGGUGCUAUGGAAACAAGACUCUCAGGACUCCCAAUAUCGACCGGUUGGCCAGUGAGGGAGUGAAACUCACUCAGCACCUGGCAGCAUCACCCCUAUGCACACCAAGCAGGGCAGCCUUCAUGACUGGCCGGUACCCUGUCCGAUCAGGAAUGGCAUCUCAGUCCCUCCCUGGAGUUUUCCUCUUCACGGCCUCUUCAGGAGGACUUCCCACCAAUGAGAUUACCUUUGCCAAGCUUCUGAAGGAUCAAAGUUAUUCAACAGCACUGAUAGGGAAAUGGCACCUUGGGAUGAGCUGUCAUAGCAAGACUGACUUCUGUCACCACCCUUUACAUCAUGGCUUCAGCUAUUUUUAUGGAAUCUCCUUGACCAAUCUGAGAGACUGCAAGCCCGGAGAGGGCAGUGUCUUUACCUGGGGCUUCAGGAAGGUGGUAUUCAUCCCUCUGCAGAUCAUCGGGAUUACCCUCCUUACCCUCGCUGCACUCAGUUGUCUGGGGCUGCUCCGCGUGCCUCUAGGCGUUUUUUUCAGCCUUCUCUUCCUGGCAGCUCUGAUCCUGACCCUUUUCCUGGGCUUCCUUCAUUACUUCCGACCCUUGAACUGCUUCAUGAUGAGGAACUACGAGAUCACCCAGCAACCCAUGUCCUAUGACAAUCUCACCCAGAGGCUAACGGCAGAGGCGGCCCAGUUCAUACAGCGGAACACUGAGGCUCCAUUCCUGCUUGUCUUGUCCUACCUCCAUGUGCACACGGCACUGUUCUCCAGCAAGGAGUUUGCCAGCAAAAGUAAACAUGGAGUCUAUGGGGACGCUGUUGAGGAAAUGGACUGGAGUGUGGGGCAGAUCUUAAACCUUCUAGAUGAGCUGAAAUUGGCUAACAAUACCCUCAUCUACUUCACAUCGGACCAGGGAGCACAUGUAGAAGAAGUGUCUUCCAAAGGAGAAAUUCAUGGCGGAAGUAACGGGAUCUAUAAAGGAGGAAAAGCAAAUAACUGGGAGGGAGGUAUCCGGAUUCCAGGCAUCCUUCGUUGGCCCAGGGUGAUACAAGCUGGCCAGAAGAUUGAUGAGCCCACUAGCAACAUGGACAUAUUUCCUACAGUAGCCAAGCUGGCUGGAGCACCCUUGCCUGAGGACAGGAUCAUUGAUGGACAUGAUCUGAUGCCUCUGCUUCAAGGGAAAAGCCAACGCUCAGAUCACGAGUUUCUCUUCCAUUACUGCAACGCCUACUUAAAUGCUGUGCGCUGGCACCCUCAGAACAGCACAUCCAUCUGGAAGGCCUUUCUCUUCACCCCCAAGUUUGACCCUGUGGGUUCCAACGGAUGCUUUUCCACACACGUGUGCUUCUGUUCCGGGAAUUAUGUCACCCAUCAUGACCCACCUUUACUCUUUGAUAUUUCCAAAGAUCCAAGAGAGAGAAACCCAGUAACUCCAGCCACUGAGCCCCGGUUCCAUGAAAUCCUCAAAGUCAUGCAGGAAGCUGCGGACAGACACACCAAGACCCUGCCAGAGGUGCCCAACCAGUUUUCAUGGGACAACUUUCUUUGGAAGCCCUGGCUUCAGCUGUGCUGUCCCUCCUCCGGCCUAUCUUGCCAAUGCAACAGAGAAAAACAGGAUAAAAGACUGAGCCACUAGCUGUGCCUGGUCACCAGGCAGAUGCAUGUGGCAAAGCUCACCAUCUUCAUUAUAAACACAUACCUGGGAGUGGCACUAGGGAAAGCUAACUCCACCCACACCUUGGAUUUGGACUCAUUCUCCAUUUUAUUAACUGAAGGCUUGGGCCAGAGCUCAAUAGCUACUCAACUGGAGUGGCAAGGGGAUAAGAUCUGUAGUAUACAGAGAGGAAGAUGGUAGGUUUAUGCCUUCUGUGGCCAGAGUCUUGGACUCAUGGAAAGAAAAUGACUAGAGGGGCAUUUACAAGGCAUGCCAGCACAGGCAGAUGACAAAAAGGUGCAGAAGGCAAUCUUAAAACAGAAAGGUGCAGGAGGUACCUUUACUCACCCCUCAGCAAAUAUGUAUGCCAACAGUAUACACUAUCAUUUACUCUAUAAUCUGAAGUGAUGCAAUAACCACCAUGAUUCCUCAGCCUAAUACAAAAGGCAAUCAAAUAAAAGAGAGUUUAAUAAUUUAACUAUAAGUAACUUUAAGGUGAAUGAAAGAUCUUCUUUAGGAAUAAUAGAUGAGAUUAAGUUCCACUUUUGUUAUUAGAAGGGAAGUCAUUAUUACUGGUAUAGUUAGAACACAUAUAAAAUGCUCUUCAUCAUAUAUAGUUAUGCACAUGCAUACAUAAACACACACACACACAUACACAUGCACACAUAUAGUAUAUUUCUUUCCUCAAGAGGGUUAAGAUUUUAAAAUAGGGACCUAGAAGCUUAUUACUAUUUAAGUAAAAACAGUAGAAGCUCACAAAUAGAUUUGUUUGCACAAUGAUUUUUUUUUUUGCAAAACUUUAUAGUAACAAAAAUCCCAAGGCAAAUCUCUCCUGAACUGAUUUCCAUUCCAUAAUUUGUAUUAUUAUUCUUGAUUUCACUGUUUUCUUUGGGAGAAUGGAAGUUCUGAAUUAAAAGCCCACUGUGGAGAUGCUAUGGUUCAGGGAAUCUCUUCUAAUGUAAUUCAGAAUCAUUGGCCUAGAAAGUUUCUGAUAAUUGGAGGGGAACAAUAAUCACUCACAAGCAAUGCAUGAUCUAUACACAUAAGCGUGAUUUCCUUUAGUUUUAGGCAGAAGUUAGUCAUCAGAGAGUAGUCGUGUAUGCAAGUUUUGUGACUGAGAUGUUUCAUUGCUUCCAGUUCACAAUGAGGUGAACAAUUUUGCUUUCAUCCUAUUUUCCCCAAACCCCACAAGUCAGGGAAAACUCAUAACUGGUCGCCUAGGAGAGGGCCUGAUAGUGGCAUAGCUGGAGAGAGUUUCAAAGUGUAAACCACCAGCCCAUCCUGAGGAAAGGCUCUUGUGGAAUGUAAAGUGCAAUCGUUUCUUCAGAUACAAGACUUUCCCCAACGAUGUGAUUGGAUUCCUUUAUGGCAAAAUCAAGAGAAGCUGCCGUCCACCUGUUUAUGCAUUCAUCUCUUUUGUGGACUUGUCUGACCACUUUCUAUUUGCCCAGAGUUUGCUCAAUUCCAAGACAGUGCAUGUGAAUGGAACACCUGUACCCCCCACAACGGUUUGCAGAGAAUGCUAGCCAUGACUCGGGCUUUCUGGAAGUUGGCUAUAAUUUCUCUAUCCCUACCCCCAACCCUGGGAAGUUGGAGCAGGAAGGGGGUACUGUUGGGCUUGGAGGAUUCAACAGCAUUUCCCCAGUUACCUACUAAGUUCUUCUAUUUCAGGCAUUAAUUUUGCUUCUCUUUAAAAAAAAAAGAAAAGAAGAGAAAGAAGUGAUUCCUAUCACGUAACCCCAGAGUUGUUAAAAGCUGAAAAGUAAAAAGGAUUCUUCCUUUUAACAUGGAUUUUUCAUUCCAGAAAUUGCAGGAGAAUUUGUCUUUUUGCUUUAGAAAACAUUCUUCUUAGAGAGGGUACUAGCUUACUGAUGAUAUGUUAGGAUUGCUACUGAUAACUAUCAUGUGGAAAAUAUUUAAAGGCACUGUUAUAAACUUAUGCUGUAAGAUGACAAUAUUUUCUCAAAGUCUAACAUAUUCAAUGCAAGUAAGACUUUCUGAAAAUACUUGAUGAUGUGGGAAUACUGCAGGAUUAAAUAACUUGAAGAGCCUUUAUAGAUUAUACGAAUGGCUAUUUGUGUCUAGAACUAUUUAAUCUAUAAAAUGUUAACAGCAUAUGAAGGAUGAAAUAUAUCUCUAGAUGCAAAUGUAUUGAGUUUAAAAGUGCCUCUAAAUAAUUGAGAUCACAUUUCAGGGCAUUUAGAAAUCAGGUUGAUUUGUGGUAACCACAAUCAUCUUAGAUACCAAACCAUUUACCAUCUAAAACUUUUGAUUUGAAUGUGUAACAGGAAACUGGAAUUCUUUUGUCCAGGAGAAACCUCACAAACCUUCUUUAUGGCAUAGUUUUGUUGUUUGUCCGUUUCUUUUUGCAGAGCUGGAAGUCAUGGCUACGUGUUUAUAAAGCAUCCCAUUUAUAUUACCUCUGGAGUUGUAUAUCCAAACCUUAGUGGGCUUUGAAGCUUUAAAUAAAUUCUUUUAAAGAAUUAUUAUAUUUCUAGCAUUACAUUCAUGUUAAAAGUUAAACAAAUAGAUUAAUGAUGUAUACAUAGGCAUCAUUUUAGAAGGUCAGCAAUACUUCAGGAAAAGCAAAAUUGCAAUCUACCUAUCUAUGGGACUAAGAAAGCCCUGUUUUUUCAAAAAUGGAAGCCUACUUCUCUGAUUUUUCUGAAGGUCAUACAAUGAAGAGUGGAGGGGUAAAACACACACACACACAAACAAGUAUUUGGCUUUUCACAGGAAUUUGAUUGUAUUAGGUGAAAGGAUUACUUAGAAUAUGUUAAUGCAAAUUUAAAAUAAAAAUUUCCUUGGCAAUUAAAAAUGCUGUGCACUAUAGUUUACAAUAGCAAAGACCUGGAACCAACCCAAAUGCCCAUCAAUGAUAGAUUGGACAGGGAAAAUGUGGCACACAUACACCAUGGAAUAUUAUGCAGCCAUCAAAAAUGAUGAGUUUGUGUCCUUUGUAGGGACAUGGAUGAACCUGGAAACCAUCAUUCUCAGCAAACUGGCACAAGAACAGAAAAUUAAACACCACAUGUUCUCCCUCAUAGGCAGGUGUUGAACAAUGAGAACAUAUGGACACAGGGAGGAAAGCAUCACACACUGGGGUCUGUUUGGGGGAAAUAGGGGAGGAACAGUAGGGGUGGGGAGUUGGAGAGAGAUAGCAUGGUGAGAAAUGCCAGAUGUAGGUGAUGGGGAGGAAGGCAGCACAUCACACUGCCACGUGUGUACCUAUGCAACUAUCUUGCAUGUUCUUCACAUGUACCCCAAAACCUAAAAUGCUAUUUUAAAAAAGAAAAAAAAAUGCUUUGCACUAAUACCAUGCUUUCUAAUGUGAUUGAAUUCAACAAUGUGGGGAAUGUUUACUAUAUUUCCAGCUCAAUGUCAACUGAUGAAGAAUACAAGUUCCAGUUCUGCAAAGAUUUAUCAACUUUCUUAGCUCAAGAAGGAGGCUGAGAAAUGCAGAGAGGAAUAAGACAUAAAAUGGCCCUGACCUCCAUGAUUCAAGAGUGGGGAAAGGCCAGAUUAUUCCCCAUUAGCAUACUCUGUAAGGCCUUUCUAGGGGCCUACAAAAAUGCUUUAAUUUCUUUUAUAAUCAGAAGAAAACAAAAUGAACAUUGGGGAUUGGAAAUCAUAUUGGCAUAUACACCAACAUAGUUAUAAAAUAGUAUGUUAAUAUGGUUUAUGUUUUUAUAUAAUAUAUUUUUAUAUUAAAGUAUAUUUAAUAUGUUUUGCCUUCAUGGCCCAUGAAAGUCUUACUGGGUCCUGGGGAAGGGACCCUACACUGGUGAAACAGCUGCUUUGCUCUGCAAACACCUGGAGCACAAAUUUGAUUUGAAAAAUAUUACCCUCUUCUCUUUCUUUCAACUGGAUUCCUUAGGAAAACCAAACCAGUGUUGGAACAAACCCCGGAGGCAGUAAGAAGUUGGAGUGAGAAGGGCAUGGUAUUGGGACUAGGAUUGGCUCUCAUUCAACCCAGCUAUUCUAAUAAAACGACAAAAGGUGUCCAUACAGAGGCUGCUGGCGAGUGCAUGGCCAUAGGGAGCCAACAUGCACAGGAGGAAACAUACUCAUCACGUGGAGGCCUCUACAAGCUAAAGCCUUGUUGCCUUCUCUUUAGUACCCAGAGAAUGUGAUGUGUGAUGCAAAUGCUCAAAACCUCUUAAAUUGUAGCUGUUUGACCUCUACAGACCUCACAUCCAUCCCAGGCUUCAGGGACAAAGAUUCUCCACUUGGCCAAACUUUAGCCAAGCUCCUCAACCUUUCCCCAGGUCCAAUCUGGGGACUUCCUUAUAAAAUCCAGUUUUGGCAAGAAAUCUAAGUCGUUUAACAAGAGCACCCAAGCCGUCAUAUCUGUUCCUCCUCAGUCUCUGAUCAGUCUCCACAGCCUCCACCACCCCCAAGAUGAUGUCUGGUCACCUGGCCUGCCUUCAGCUAGAAUCCUGUUAGGUCAGUUUAUCUGAAUACCUCCUGAUAUUUCCUCUUGGUAAUCUUCCAUCCACUGCCCCUCACCCCAUUCCCUGUCUGUAAAUCCCCACUUUCCCAUCCUGUAUUCAGAGCUGAGCCCCAUCUUUCUCCUUUACUACAAGUCCCCAUUGUUGUGGUCCCUGUACCCAUCAUGAUGGUCAUGAAUAAAGUCUUUUUUACUGUGCUUCAAUAGGUAGCAUUGUAAAUUUUUUUCCUUUGAUGUCAUCCAUGACAACUCAAAACCUGUUGGGACAGCGUGACUCUGCAGGGUCUUUAGAACUCAGCUUUCUGAGACUGAGCAUUCUUGUUUUCUGACACCGUGAACCUGUUCUGUGUUGCCAGAGAUCACUCAAGCCAAUGUUACUUCGUACCAUAUCUUUGUGUAGUAGACUCUGAAUAAAGUAAUUGUAAUGUACCAAUA